This is a messenger RNA of Hevea brasiliensis (rubber tree), 1712 nucleotides long. Its product is annotated as NAC domain-containing protein 30. Gene Ontology annotation, biological process: regulation of DNA-templated transcription. Bases 314 to 1273 code for a protein of 319 amino acids. Lineage: Eukaryota; Viridiplantae; Streptophyta; Magnoliopsida; Malpighiales; Euphorbiaceae. The transcript is spliced from 4 exons. Gene Ontology annotation, molecular function: DNA binding. The record is from RefSeq and is a predicted model, not a curated record.
UCUAGACUCUCUCUCUUUACACUAACAUUCACCCAUUUCCAAGACAUCUCUCUUUCUCCCUCUUCAUCUUCUUUCUUUCUUUCUCCUUCUCUAGGGUAUAUAGCUCUUUCUCUGAUCUUUGGAUCAGUUCAAGAAAUCGACUGCCUACGCUACAUAUAUAUAUACUCUUCAUCAACUUGCAGCAAGAAGUGUCACUUACAUACAAUAAAGCAAUCCCAUCUCAGUUAAUCUUCAAAUGGGAACUUUCUCUUUCUCUCUUAUUCAUUAUCAUUUUGUUCAUCACUCAGGAGACUGAUCAAGAUUAUUAUUGUCAAUGGAGAUGGAAUCUUGCGUCCCACCAGGCUUUAGAUUUCACCCAACAGAGGAAGAACUUGUGGGUUACUACCUCAAGAGAAAGAUUAACUCACUGAAAAUUGAUUUAGAUGUUAUUAUUGACAUUGAUCUCUACAAAAUGGAGCCAUGGGAUAUACAAGAGAGAUGCAAGCUAGGGUAUGAUGAACAAAAUGAGUGGUACUUCUUCAGCCACAAGGACAGGAAGUAUCCCACCGGAACAAGGACUAACAGAGCCACUGCUGCCGGAUUUUGGAAGGCAACAGGGAGGGACAAGGCCGUGCUUUCAAAGGACGAAAUUAUAGGGAUGAGGAAGACCCUGGUUUUUUACAAGGGGCGUGCACCCAAUGGAAGGAAAACUGACUGGAUCAUGCAUGAAUAUCGACUCCAAACAUCUGAACACGGACCCCCUCAGGAAGAAGGAUGGGUGGUCUGUCGAGCAUUCAAGAAACCAAUCCCUAACCAAAGGCCAUGUUAUGAAGCUUGGAAUAAUCAUGCUUAUUGUGCCAACGUUAGGCCACCAUCAUUUUCAAAUACAGUAACCACUUCACAAAUGGCUAUUCAUCCGAAUCAAAGUGCAAGUUUUCAUCACCAGCAGCCCUUUGGCUCGGGCCCUGCAGCAGAGCUAGUUUCUAGCUAUACUUUUUUGGACAACAAUAACCAGCUUAUUGAUCUCCCACAACUAGAUAGCCCUAGUACACUUUCAACAAGCUUUGCAACCAGAGAAGGUUUCCACAAUAACAACAAUGGUUUUUGUAAUGAAGAUUUUGAUGAAGGAAGGAGCAAUAGCAGUACCCAGUUCAUUGACUUGAAAAACUUGGAUAGUUUACUUGGAUCUCAAGUGAACGAUUCAACCUCUUAUGUUCCCACCCCAAAUUUAUUGCCUUCCAUUACUCAGGGCUAUGAGCUCAGCCAUUUUCUUGGUUGCUUUCCUGACUCAUAACAACAAGAAAACAACAACAAAACAAAAAGGGAAAAGACCCUAUACUAGUUGUUGCAUACCCAUGUAGAAUAAUAAUAAUAAUAAUAAUAAUAAUAAGUUCUGGCAUAGGAGUUGAGUUCAAAGUCCAUUUUAGAUGGAAGUUGCAUGCUGAUCAUUAUCAUAUAUGUAGGGGGGAAGAAGAAGAAGAAGAAGAAGAAGAGGAAAGAAAUAUGAACUUUUUAUGUUUGAUCUUCCCCACAAGUUAUAGAGUCAUGAUCAAAGGGUGAAGCUUUUAGUUCACCUUUAUUAAUUACUUUUGGCUAAUUAUAUAUGUUUUUAUUUCAUAAUUUGUAAAUUGUUUAUCAUUGUAUUUGCAUGCAUAUAUAUAUGUACUUAAGAUGUUUGUUUUUCGUCACAAUUAAUGUUGUAUCUUGUAAUAAUUAAUCAUAAUGUUUCUGUA